UGCUUGCGUGAGCAACAACAUAGCUACGAAUUCGACAAAAUGGCGGCCAACUACGAUCAAUGUCGGUUCGCAGAGUCUUUGGCGAAAUACGUAGCCGUUUGGAACGACAAAUCGGCAGAUCAUGCAGAUAAAACAAAACGAAAAGCACAAAUGAAAGCCUUAGGUGAUGAAUUUGGUAUGACCCGUAAGUAUUGGAGUAUAAUUUGUUCAUUUAUAUGUGGUAGAUUUGUAUUGUAUAAUUUAUUAUAAAGCCCAUUUCGACAUGGCUGGCGUGACCUUUAAGAGCAAAUUGACGUGUUUUGUGUGCAAAUCAGUCGAAAUGUAGAAUACUACCUACACUGGUAUUCACGUUUGAGAAAUAUUUUUCAGAUAGUUACUGUGUUAAAGACACAAACCACGGCAACUUAUUGUAGAAUAUUACCAACACUUGACCUCCACGUUUGAAAUGAUUUAUUCGGCCGAUAACACGACAUGGCCGAAACGAGAUCGUCAUGGUCCGAUUGAUUUCGUCUCGGCAUCCUGUAGCAACCAGCCGAUGCUUUAUUUCUGCCGGUAUGUAUUUAGAAUUACCGUCAAAAAUGGCCAACAUUUUGCCCAAUUUAAGCCUGGUCCAACUUUGUCGUGAUGAUCGCGAUCAAGCUGGGGGCGACGUAGUAGAUUGAGUGUCGAUAUAUCUCCGCAAUCAGUGAUACAGCUGUGAUACAACUACGUGAAAAAAUAUAAACUUGGACGAGGGCCGAAGACGCUCGAAACGCCGAAGUACUAUUUUUCAGGUAGUUGAAUUUCUCGCACAUCGCAGUUGUUUUGUUGUCGUCGCUAUAUACUUACGGUGACACCUUCGACAGCGCGGCGCGAUUCCUCAGUCCUUGCAAGUUAAUAAAACGGCCAAUAAAAGGAACUUGUAAAAGAUAUGUAGACCAAAUAACUCAAAAUGUAUUGUUGUAGCGCUUCUAAAUAUUUGAAAAACUUAAGAAACUAGAUCAAAGUUGUCGGUCAGUGAAAAUCGAAAAAUCGCGCCGCGUUGUCGAAUCACGUCCGGUGUGUCUGGCACUUGGCCUUAAAAUUAACGUUGAACAAAAUGAUUGCGGAAGAAAACUUGUCGUCCAAUAUUUAUCGUAUGAAAAAUAAUACAGUUUAAAGAUCGAGGUUAACACAGGGUCUAUGAUUGAGAAAAGUUCUAGGACCCAAUUCAAAGUAGCAUUUGUCUCAGCUUGAAACGUAAGCGUUGUGUUGUACAAGACGUGAUAAUUUGCCGUUGUAAACAGCGACGGCGACAUCUGAAACUUCUGUGAAAUAUUAAUUGUUCAUUUCUGCUCAUUUUCUUGUAUUAAUAUAAUAUCAAUAGCUGUCCUCGUUACACUUUCGUCCGGCCUGUUGACGUUCUUAUAACAAAAUAUAGUUCUUUAUAUUUUUUAAAAGUGCAAAAUUCAACCCUGUUUCUUGUCAAGUCCCCGCUUACGGUGUAAAACGGCAACCCAACGACAACGGCCAGAAUAAAAUCAUUCAAAUAAACGAUUUUAAAGAAAAUUUGUAGAUUAUUAUUGAUCGUAUCAAUUCAAAACUGUUAGUUAGCUUGACAUAGUGGGUUUAAUGUUGAGAAAGUUCUCACUGGAGUCCUGAGCUAAUUUGCCGAGUAUCACUUCUCGCGUCUUGAAAUGCAGGCGUUGUAUCCAAGACGUAAAAUUAUGUUGUUUCCCGUUGUAAACAGACCAUGCAUGCAUGACGUCUCAAACUCCUGUAGGAUAUUAGUUAUUCAUAUCUUUUCUUAAAUGUAUUAUGAAUCUCAUUGUAUGAAUAGCCGUCAUCGUCACGUCGCGGUCUCACAUGGUAAGGUCUCUAAUAUUGGCAACACAGGCCAUGUCCAUGAUUCUGAACAAAGUAUCGUCUAGACAAGCUACGCACGUUUCCCUGUGCAGACUGAUAACGCCGACAGUUUGUCUUCACGAAUUUUAAUAUAUCAAACUAGUUUUCCUUUGCCCAAAUUCGUUGUAACCGUUCAUACGUCUAAUUACAAUGUCAAUGUACAAUUGAUAGACUUUUUAAGCUGCAAACGCGAGCAGUAAGGAUUAUUACUGGCUCAACCGACGGUCAACUAAAAUUUUCACUAACUUUAAAUGGUUGCUCAUCGCUAAAAUUCAUCGUGAUCUUAUCAUGAUGUUCAAAAUAAUGAAAGGUUUGGCACCAAAUUAUUUGACCCACAUGUUUAACACUUGCGAUAAUCGAUAAUCCACGUUAUAACUUGCGUAGCGUAGCAACCAUAUAAAUCUUUCGUUAGAUAAGCCCAAAACCAAGUUCCGCAAUUUAGAGAAGUUUUUCUUACAAAGGAGCUGUGAGCUGGAAUAGUCUAGAUGAUCAUAUUGGAAGUAACAUUAACUCUAUAUCUUUUAAUUCCUUCAAAAAACAUCUAGAUAUAUAAUCUCCACUUCUUAACUUUGUAAAAUUUUCUAGUAUUUAUGUCAAUUUUUUGAUGUAGUAUCCCAAAGGUCACUCAGGUUCGUUUCCCAUCGUGGUCAGGAAAACUUUUCAGCCUGCUCGUUGUUGGAUGCACGUAUAUAUGCACGUAUAUAUGAAUAUACACUCCCCCUAAUUAUCUAGCUACGGCCCUAGCACGGCCCUUUGAAAAGCAGAUCAUCCGAAAGGCCACCGUGUGUUGUAAAUAAAUGUAAAUAAUAAUCCGAUAUCAUUAAAAACGUAUCAUCCGAUUAAAAACACGCACAUCUUUUCUUUUAGCCGAGGUAGCGGACCGAAAAUACAACAGCUUGCGAACGUACUUCGUGAAACAACGCCGAAGAGUAAAAGAAUCUGAGAAACGCGUCCGUGACACUGGAAGCAUUUAUCGCCCGUUAUGGCCGCCAUAUUGGAAACUUUUGUUUUUGGAAGAAGCGUUAGCCCUAACGAAUUCCGACGACCCGUCGGAGAAGAGAGAUAGUGAAGAUCUAAGCUUGGCAACAAUGGUCCAAAAUCCGCGAAGAAAUUCAGAUGUGUCGUUCGAUAGGACAAACUCCGAGACUGAUCUCAGCUUAGUAACCAUGGUCAACAAUCCACGACAUUCGGAGUCGUGUACGGCUGAAGACGCGUUGUUGUCUGUUCUUCCCGAGACCCACACAGACACGAUUUCGGGCGGGCUUAGUUCCAGCCCGUUUUCAGGCAACACGCAUUCACAUAAACCCAAAGCGUCAGGGAGACUAAGUUCCAGCCUGCACGUGGGCAAUGCUCAUUCACCAAUCAGAAUCGACGAUGACAUCCAGGAGGGGGUUGAGGUUGAAAAGUUUCAAGAGGAGUCGGAUGAACCCACUGACCGAACCCCCCUGGAAUCGGAUAGAUCUCACUUCCUUAGGCCCCAUUCCCCCACCUAUCCUAUUUUCCCACCUACCGAUUUAUCCGCUCCUCACUCAGUGACAACGUUUCCCCUAAAUAUCCCGAAUUCACUAGCAUUAGCCCUACCUAGUGGCGAUAUUUCACCCCCGGGCAAACGUCGUAAACGUGGUUUUCCGAAUUCCAACGACAAUGACGCAGGAAUCGCAUUUCACGAUACUAUCGACAGUUUACGAACCGUUGCCGAAAGAAUACGGGAAGACACGAGUGAUGACGUCGGCGGGUUCUUGAAAAUGAUUGGUUUUCAAUUACGAAGUAUAGAUGACCCUCUUCGACGCAUGCGCGUUAUGCAUGCUAUACAAGGAGUGAUUUUGGAUGAAAUUGCGUCAACGGUUAGAUAACGGUUACCGAACGAGCGGCUCGUGUAGGGAUACAACACUAACAUGGUCAUCAUUGUUUAAAAGAGUUUCUUAAAUCUCGUUGCUUUGUUCUACUCGAUAAAAAUUAAAGCCAAUUGAGAAUCUCAACUGCGCAUCAUGAUAUGUAUAGCUGAGAUUGGUAGCAUUGUAGUCAAACCGGAUGUUCUCUUGCGAGCAACAUUGCAAUAUUGUCCCACAAUAUUGCAGUUUUGAUGGGAUGAUUGCUCUGAGCAAUUUGCAAGCGACGCAAACAAAUUGCAAGUUGAAAUUCACAAAGAUUUGUAAAAAAGCCUCUGAUUGGACUAUAAGAAAAAGAGAAGCUCCAAUCCAGUUGCUCAGAUUAUUUGAUUGGCUUCCUUUCUGAUAAUAGUCCAAUCAGAGGCUUGUGAAUUUCAACUUGCAAUUUGUUUGCGUCGCUUGCAAAUUGCUCAGAUCUGCCUAUGAAAAUUGCAAUACUGUAGGACAAUAUUGCAAUGCUCUUCGCAAAUAAAUUAUUCACAAUAGAUUAUUUUUUUGUAGAUUGACUAGGUUGGUAUUGAUAAAAAAACAAGAAAAACCAUAAGGGCUUAUCAAGCUAGCCAACCAAAUACUCAGACACAUAUCAAAGUGUUCAACUGUUCAGUCAUUAUUUCACAUGCGUUGAAAAGUGACUUGAAAUCGACAAUAAAUUAGACGGUCAUAGGCAAUUCCAGCUUUUAAUUUAUGCGCGCAGGGGGUGACGGGAAGUAAGGUAUCAUAUUGCUGAUUAUGCUGAAAAAUUUCAAUAAAAAAGCCGAAACAACCGCGAAAUAUUUCAAUAUUUACAAGAAUAAGCUUGUGUUCAUAUGGACAUGUUAUUUAUCUGAAUGACAUUUCCAGGGUUCUGGGUCAUUUUCAUUACUUUAUGAAGAGCUUAUUGUCUUUGAUCUAUAAAUUUUUAGUUUUGACUCUAUUUGAUAAAAUAAGAACCUGCUUUUGAAAUUCUAGCCUAAACAGGUUCUUAUUUAAAGGGGGUGUAAAUAAAAUAAUUUAUACGCGGUAAAUUUCGUAAAUUUAUCCACAUUUUAGCUAUCAUUCUUUAUUUUUAAUCAGUGCCACUCAAAUAUUUUAUUUCUUUCUAUCCAAAUCCAUGUUUUGCCGACUGGGAUUCAAUAUUUUGCCGAUCACUGGUUUGUUGUUUAAGUUUGAUAUUUUGUUGUAAAAAUACAGAAUAUAUUUUUGUAUAUAUAUGUACUAUAUACUGUAAACGUUUCUUAACUCUAUAUAUGUACUAUAAACAUUUAUAUUAAAACAAAGCUUUUGUGUUCGCUGUCUCUUUUGUCUUUCAUUCCUUUCGUACUAGACUUUCCCUUUUAAGGGCGUAAUGGACUUUAUGUAUAAAAUAAGAAGAAAUAACGUCUUUACCGAAUCGAUGACCAGUAUGUUUAACACUCAUGUUUAACAUAAGCAAUUUCAGUCUCCCAAAACAAACAGAAAUUUUAAGAAAAAAGUAUAAGAUACUCAUGCAGGGGCAAUGCUGUGGAAUCAUUUACCCAAAAGGGCAAAGGCCAGGGACAUUAUUAGGAUAAUCUAGAUAUAAUUUUGUUUGUAAUGUAAUGUACAAAAUGUUUCAAUUUGUUGCAUGUAAACGGCCCCUUGAAAAUCAGUUUCCUAAGACGUGCACUGAACUGAAG
This is a messenger RNA of Paramuricea clavata, 5386 nucleotides long. The record is from the annotation of a GenBank genome assembly. NCBI's taxonomy places the organism in Eukaryota, Metazoa, Cnidaria, Anthozoa, Malacalcyonacea, Plexauridae.